GAUGCCCUGCUGGUCAUUCUCAAGAGCCUGAUGCCAGCGUGUCUCUUCAACGUCAUUGGGUUUGGAUCCACCUUCAAGACCCUCUUUCCUGCCAGUCAGACUUACUGCGAGGAGAGCCUGGCCAUCGCCUGCGAGAGCAUCAAGAGGAUCCGGGCCGAUAUGGGUGGCACCAACAUCUUGUCGCCUUUGAAGUGGGUCAUUCGGCAGCCCAUCCACAGGGGCCAUCCCCGACUGCUCUUUCUGCUGACGGACGGGGCCGUCAGCAACACGGGGAAGGUCCUGGAGCUGUUGCGAAACCACUCCUGCUCCACCAGGUGCUACAGCUUCGGCAUUGGACCAAACGCCUGCAGGAGACUGGUUCGGGGGCUGGCUGCCGUGUCCAGGGGCAUCGCCGAGUUCCUGGCGGAGGGCGAGAGGCUGCAGCCCAAGAUGAUCAAGUCGCUGAAGAAGGCGAUGGCGCCGGUCCUGAGUGACGUGUCCGUGGAGUGGGUCUUUCCUGAGAGCACUGAGGUCUUGGUUUCCCCCGUCAGCACCAGUUGCCUCUUCCCUGGUGACCGCCUGGUUGGCUACGGCGUCAUCUGCGACACCUCCCCGUACAUCUCCAACCCCAGAUCUGACAAGAGGCGACGUUACAGCAUGAUGCGUUCCCAGGAGUCGGGCAGCUCUGUUUUCUUUCACUCCCAGGAGGAGGCAGCAGGCGUGGAGAGCUGGAACCACUCCAGAGACUCGGAGGGCUGCUGCCCCGCCGAGCAUGCCCCCGGUCACCUGGUGGUGGGCAGAGAUCCCGGGGGAGAAUCCGACACGGACACCGGAACGGACGUGAAGCCUUCCUCCAGGAGACGGGCGUACAGCACCACCCAAAUCGCCGACCACGAGCCUUGCAAGAAGGUGCCCACGGCCAGUGAUCCCGGCACCGCCCUGGUGAAAAACCCCCUUCGGAAAACCCACUUGCAGGACCUGCAGCAGGUCAGCCCCGAGCCCUGGCAGGUGGAUUUCCAGCCCUUCGCAGCCAGCCCGCAUGUCUCUGCCACGAGGAUCCGCGGCGCGGGCGCCCGGCGGCCGUCCCUGCUCCACCAGAGCUGCCUGUCCUUCUGCCACGACUCCCCGCCAGUGCCGGACGGGCUGCAGCAGGCGGCUCCGGGAAGGGGCUUGGGACCGCUCAAUGCCAGCACGAGCCUGAGGUCUUCAUCGGACAGCCGGAGCCCCGGGGAUCUGGAGUCUGCCCAGCAUCCUUCCUUCACGUUUGAAACGGAGACCUCCUCCGACUGGGAGCCCCAGGACUUCGACUUCAGCGCUGCCCACGGCUCCCCGCACUCCCCCAGGACCCUCUGCAAGGCGGUGGUGAAGGGGCUAAGGAGCAACGAGCCCGUGCAGUGGGAAGUCGCCUUUGAUAUCCGCCCUCUCUUCCAAGAGCGGGAGAGCCAGGCAGACGGCGACACAGACCUGUGGAGCGAGACUUUCCACCACCUGGCAGCCAAGUCGGUCAUCCGGGACUUCGAGCAGCUUGCCGAGAAGGAGUGUGAAAUCGAGCACGGGUCUGGGCGGCGGUACCAGGUCAAUGCUGUCCACACCAGCAAGGCCUGCAACGUCAUCAGCAAGUACACGGCGUUCAUGCCGGUGGACCUGAGCACCAACGCCUACCUGCCCGCUGUCGUCGAGUACACCCACACGGAUGCAGAGGAGAGCAGCCUGUCGCCCUGCAGCACCCAUUCCUCCUCUGGCUGCGGUCUCCCCGAAGGGCCGUUACAGAGCCUGUCUGCUUCCUCUGCACAAGCCCAAAAAUCCAUUGAGAGCCUCUUUGCUGCUAGGCUGACCUUCAAUAAAACCAGGCUGCUGACUCGAGCCGCCAAAGGAUUCAUGAGUAAAUCUCCAAGCAGAGUGAGCGAAGCCAGCUCCGAGGGCGACAAUGAGAACAUAGACUACCUUCCCCUGGCGUCUCUGCAGCUGGCCUGCGGUGCCUUUCUCAUGAACUCGGCCUUCUGCGACGCCGUCAACAUCCCCAUGGAGAAGCUGAAGUGGACAUCUCCCUUUGCCUGCCACCGCCUGGCCCUCAGCCCCUCCAGCUCCUACAGCACCAAGAAGGCCAAUCCCUCCGGGGACCACAAAAGCCUCGGCUCCGGCCGGCAGCUCCUGGUUCCCGAUGGCGUGCACGGGAAGAGUCCCACCACCAGAGACGUCGCUCUUGGUGCUGUGCCGGAGAGACCCAGCAGCCACGCGGAAGACACUGGCCACCUUCGCCACUUCUCAGGCAGCGCAGUGGAAAGCAUCUCCAAAGCCCUGAAAGCCGAGAAGGAACUCUCUCCGCCGGCCAUCACCAUCCGCCGCUUCUCCUCCCCGGAGAGUACGCUGGCCUCAGCCGAGUGGCAAGCCAACAGCGGCCAGGGCUCGGAGACGGAUGGCUCCAAGCUGGUGGCUGCCAAGGCCAGCCUGUGGCUGAGCGAACAGGACUUCCCGGAGGGAUACAGCCUGGCCACGGUGAAAGCCGCAGCCCAGCAGCUCUUUGUCCUGCUCCGGCACUGGGAUGAAAACCUGGAGUUCAACCUGCUGUGCUACAACCCAAGCAGCGUGUAA
This is a messenger RNA of Fulmarus glacialis (Northern fulmar), 2571 nucleotides long. It is a transcript of the gene VWA5B1, whose product is annotated as von Willebrand factor A domain containing 5B1. The annotation marks the transcript as partial. The transcript has 14 exons. The record is from RefSeq and is a predicted model, not a curated record. NCBI's taxonomy places the organism in Eukaryota, Metazoa, Chordata, Aves, Procellariiformes, Procellariidae.